AUGAGCAACUCGACCUCCAAGACAUCUACCACCGAGCAGACGAAGGACUCGGCCGCGACUCCUGAGGCCGUCCUCUACCUGCGCGGCCACAGGGACGCGAUCGACGCUCACGCGGCACACCAGCAAACCAGCGCGCCCGAUGCCACACCGUUGCGAACAGAUCGCAACUACCGAGCCGCUUACACUGGACCCGCCCCUGGUGAGAAAGAUGACGCAGAAUGGGUUUGUUUUGUAUUGAAGCGGCACAGGGUCAGCUUGCUGAUGUGUAUCGAACGAAUCACCUCCUAUCCUUCGUUCAGAUUGGUGGCCUCAAGGGGAAGCGAUACCGAACUACCGACCUGUUGACCGAACACUUGCGGGACCCGACAGGUCAGUAGUUUUUUGGCGGCAUAGCCGGGGGGACUUCAAACGCGAGGAGGAAUGCUGAUGUACCUCACCUAACAUUUCCUCCGUUCAGGCCCUUCGGAGCGAACACUGGCGAGAACGUGUUCCUCUACGUGAUGUUCUCCGGCAUUUACACCCUUCACCGGGUCAAUGGGUUGUGGAAGAACACAAUCGGACGUUUCACGGACAAGCUUUGGGUGUACCCAGUCGGAGGAGAAUUUUGA
Messenger RNA from Microbotryum saponariae, 608 nucleotides. The record is from the annotation of a GenBank genome assembly. Lineage: Eukaryota; Fungi; Basidiomycota; Microbotryomycetes; Microbotryales; Microbotryaceae.